Molecule: messenger RNA, 2119 nt
Organism: Drosophila grimshawi
Lineage: Eukaryota; Metazoa; Arthropoda; Insecta; Diptera; Drosophilidae
Gene: RanGAP
Product: ran GTPase-activating protein
Exons: 5
Coding region: 195-2000 (601 amino acids)
Biological process (GO): nucleocytoplasmic transport; signal transduction; activation of GTPase activity
Cellular component (GO): nucleus; perinuclear region of cytoplasm; cytosol
Molecular function (GO): small GTPase binding; GTPase activator activity
Source: RefSeq, a predicted model, not a curated record
ACGAGACAACUCUACUGUCCGAGAGCAACUGUCAAAACGCAGCUGCUGCAAACAAACGCCGAUGCCGCUGUCAUUUCUACCGCUCUUUUGCGAGGUUAAAACAAACUUGCCGCUCGCAAAAAAAGUACAGUGCUAACAGAUUCGAUAUUUAAUUUAUAAAAAGAAUACACAUUUAAAAAGAGUAAAACAGGGCAAUGGAUAGCUUCAGUUUCGCCAGCAUGUCCGCACAGGUUAGCGAGGAGCAGUGCAUUUCAUUUCAGGAUAAAGCUGAAACUUGGGACGAUGCCGAGCAAGUCAAGGCUGUUGUGGAUGCCCUGAACGGGGCGACGACAGUGCACGCCCUCAAUCUCGAUGGCAACACGCUUGGCGUGGAGGCAGCACAAGCCAUUGGCGAAGCCCUGAAACGGCAUCCGGAGUUUCGCAAGGCGCUGUGGAAGAAUCUAUUUACGCGACGCCUCAAGUCCGAAAUACCGUUGGCACUGAAACAUCUCGGCGCUGGCCUGAUAGCUGCUGGUGCCAAGCUGACUGUACUCGAUCUCAGUGAUAAUGCUCUGGGUCCCAAUGGCAUGACAGGAUUGGAGGAGUUCCUACGCUCACCCGUCUGCUACUCAUUGCAGGAGCUCUAUCUGAACAACUGCGGCUUGGGUCCCGAGGGUGGACGUAUGCUGUCCGUGGCGCUGAUCGAUCUGUACGAGAAUGCCAAGGCAGCGGGCAAACCACUACAACUGCGUAUCUUUGUCGCCGGCCGCAAUCGGCUGGAGAAUGAAGGUGCCAAGGCAUUGUCGAAGACAUUCAAACGUUUGCAAACCUUGGAGGAGAUAACCAUGCCACAGAAUUCCAUUUACCAUGUGGGCGUCGCCGAUCUGGCCGAGAGCUUCAAACUUAAUCCUCAUCUGCGCGUCCUCAACAUGAACGACAACACGCUGACCAUCAAAGGCGCCAGCAAAAUAGCCGAUGUCUUUGUCCACACGCCGCUCUUGCGGGAAAUCAAUUUUGGGGAUUGCUUGCUGAAAACUGAUGGCGCCUAUCUCUUUGCCGAGGCUCUUGAGAAAAAUCAUGAACAUCUGGAGGUGCUCGAUAUGGGCUUCAACGAUAUCAACUACGAUGGUGGCCUGGUGUUGGUGACAGCCAUGCAGAACAAGCCCAAGUUGCGCUCAUUAAAUUUAGACGGCAAUUGCUUUGGUCAUAGCGGUGUCGCACAGAUCAUUGCCGAAAUUACCAAAUUCAGGAAUCCAGCGGCAUUGCAGUCCAUGGACGAGGUUGUGUCUGAAGAGGAGGACGAGCCAAGCGGUGGUGAGGAUGAUGAUGACCAGACCGUCGAAAACACGGACGAUGAAUAUGCCGAAGAUGAGGAGGAUGAUGGCGAAUACGAUCCGAAUGAUACAACCGAGGAGGUAGACGAAGAAGAUGACGAAUAUGGCAACGAAAAUGCCGCCGAGGAGACAGCUUACGUGACAACCAAUCCCUUUCCGACCAAACUAUUGGACGACACCGUCAACUCCAACCUGGACAUGAACACUUUGAACAUAGCCAGCAAUGAGGACAAGUCGACGACGAACAAUAAGUGCACCACAGCUGAAUUCUGCCUGAGCCAAAAGCCGUGCACGCUGCAGCAAUUCGAUUCUCUCGAGGCGGAAAACAAGCUGCAGGCGCUGCAGAGCAUCAUCAAUCUAUUCAGCGAAGAUAAUCACUUGCUGCUGCUCAUCUUUACAACGCUUAAGUGUGCGCAUCUGUCAAAAACAUCUAAGGCGGCUCUGGAUCUGUCCGUUUCACUGCUUCAGUCCACCUUCGAGUAUGCCAUCAAGACGCAGCAGGAGUCGCGAGUGCUGGACUACUACCUCAAGCAGCUGGGCCUGCUGCGCAGCGAGGAGCACUUCAAGUCCGACUACGAUGUGAAGAGCUGUCGCUACGCUCUGCGCGAGGCGCUCUCCAAGCAGCAGUUCGCCAAUGAUAAUAUUAAAAAUACCUUUCAAAUAUUCCUCGAUCAGCUCGAUGUUUAAUGUUUCAUAUUUGAGCAUUCAAUUCAACUGUGAUGCGAUACAUUUAUAAUAUGCACACGGUUAAAAAAAUAUACGCGAAUGUUUCAAUAAAUAAAAUUACAGUACAAACUUAAAAUAAA